Messenger RNA from Coccidioides immitis RS, 1176 nucleotides. RefSeq lists its product as uncharacterized. Bases 1 to 1176 code for a protein of 391 amino acids. Lineage: Eukaryota; Fungi; Ascomycota; Eurotiomycetes; Onygenales; Onygenaceae. Gene Ontology annotation, molecular function: protein binding. The record is from RefSeq and is a predicted model, not a curated record. The transcript has a single exon.
AUGUCUUUUGGGACCGCUUAUCGUUGGGAUAAGCCCUGGAUCGGCAAGCUGAACCUCGACCCUGCCGAAUGGCAUGGAGACGAGCCGUUGGAGCUAGGCCCAGAUGAGGAAACGGACCCCAAGUUCAAAUCUGCUGGAAAGCUUGGCCGCAUGCCUCUCGAGUUGAUUUACAAGAUAUGUCUCAAACUCGACGUGGUCACCUUGGCCAACUUCCGCGCUGCAAGCUCGUCGUAUCGGGCCGUCGUCGAUUCGGUUCUCCAGUAUCGCAGACUCGAGGAACACGCAAAGGACGCGCUCAAGCUUCUAGCAAUAACGGGAGUCGGCAAACAGUACAGUCUUGAGGAAGUCUACGAUGAGCUUUGUCAGCCCUGGUGUCGAGCCUGCGGGAAAUUCGGCGCGUACCUCUUCCUCCCGACUCUGCGUCGUUGUUGCCAUAAUUGCCACUUCAUCGCGCCAGAGCUGUAUGUGGCUAGUUUUGCCGAAGUGAUCUCCAACUACGGGCUUCCUCCAGACGUUGCGAGCAAGCUGCAUGUUGUCCAUAGCCUUGCGGGAUGGUAUGGGACCAUGCGGUCAAAUGAGCUUUGGGUGCACCGCGACGCGUUGGUCAGCACGUACGAGGCCGAGCAGCUUGCUCUCGGUCUGUAUGGAAGCGAAGCAAAUAUGGUCAGAGCAUUCAACCGGCGGAAGAUGAGGACCCAGCGCUCGGCCCCGAAGCAAGCCCAGAAAUCGGCACAGUCGACCUGGCUCACUGGUAACUUCGCGACGCUUCCCCGCUCGGCCCCCAUGAGCAUUGCACCGGCGCGGUUCUUGUUCUGCCGCCAAUUCCCCCUCACGCGCCAUUUCAUGGCCACGAUUGCCUUCCCGUAUUUCGACCAGAGCACCCGCGCGUCUGAAUCUGGCGUCUACUGCAAAGCAUGCACUGUUGCAUUCGAGCGCACCAUCGUCGACAUGGAGGAUACGCAUGAGCUCUUGCUUGAAAUUCUCGAUCAACGAUACCAUAGGGCAUACUUGGAGGAGGAUAUGCCGGAACAUUUUGCUACGUGCUCGUCGAUGCAGAUGCGCCUUCACGACUUCCCGUCAGCGAUGCUGCCCAACUGGCCGUACCAUCGAGAGGGUGAGGAUUUCCUGAUCGAAUACGAAGAACCCGCGGAAGAGGAGCUUGAAUCUGAUUCUUGA